Messenger RNA from Cydia fagiglandana, 1790 nucleotides. Its product is annotated as WD repeat and HMG-box DNA-binding protein 1-like. The record is from RefSeq and is a predicted model, not a curated record. Gene Ontology annotation, cellular component: nuclear replication fork. Gene Ontology annotation, biological process: DNA-templated DNA replication; DNA repair; mitotic cell cycle. Bases 813 to 1790 code for a protein of 325 amino acids. The transcript is spliced from 9 exons. Gene Ontology annotation, molecular function: chromatin binding; protein binding. Lineage: Eukaryota; Metazoa; Arthropoda; Insecta; Lepidoptera; Tortricidae.
UGAAACACAAAAAUUUUUCUUUCAUCAUACCCAUACGGGUGGGGUGUCUAUGGAUAGGUCUUCAAAAAUGAUAUUGAGGUUUCUAAUAUCAUUUUUUUAUAAACUGAAUAGUUUGCGCGAGAGACACUUACAAAGUGGUAAAAUGUGUGUCGUCCCCCCCUGUAACUUUUAAAAUAAGUGAAUGAUAAAUCUAAAAAAAAAUGAUGUACAUUACCAUGCAAACUUCCACCGAAAAUUGGUUUGAGCGAGGCCUGGUAAGUAUUUUUUUUUAAUACGUCAUAAAUCGUAAACCGCAAUUUUAUUAUGUUACUCGCUGGUACGGAACCCUUCAUGGGCGAGUCUGACUCGCACUUUGCCGCUUUUUAUUCUUAAACUGAAUAAAGGCAAGUACAUAAUUUAAUAAUGUUAUGUUACAGUAGUUUCUGCUGGAGGAGUCUCAGGACAAAAACGCAAACUAGAAGGUGAAGAUGAUGAUUCCCCAAGUUCAAAGCGAAAUAAGGGUUAUGAUCCAAAGAACGUGCCAUCGACUUCAACAUACGAGAUUUCUGAUAAAAGUACACCAGGCAUAUAAUUACUUGCGGCAAUGACGGAGAUGUUCGAAUAUGGGUUGACAUAAAAGACGACGAUCGUAACUCCCAUUGCGUUGGAGAGAGCGCGACAGCGGUGUGUUUUAAAGACAAGAGGCUGUAUGUGGCUACUGAUAAUCAUGCUGUACAAGCUUACACAUUCCCGGCUUUCGACAAAGACGGUAUUGUCACUAGAUUUACUGCAUCGGUAACACAAAUUAUGACAAGCACUAAAAGUGAGGUCGCAUGGAUUUUGAGCCAUCUGAGGGCAGGUACCUGGCUUACCCCAACAACAGGGAAGUGACCUUAUUGGAGUAUGAGACUUGGGGACAAAGGAUGACAUUCACACACAGCUCAAUAAAAUGUGCAAUAUCCCAAUGUCGCUUUUCACCAUGUGGUCAAUAUUUGGCGGCAAGCACCAUAGCCGGGCAGAUAGCGGUGUGGGAAGUACAGUCCGGUACUUGCACGGGCAUCAUCGAGCAUCCCACAUCACAUAAUGUUACAGCGAUAGCAUGGAACCCUAAAGGAAAUGGUGUGUUGGCGUAUUGCGAUGUGUCCGGGCAGCUGGGUGCACUGAUGAAUUGCUAUGGCAAGGACAGCAAGGCUGAUGCUGAUGCGCCUGACGAUGUUGAAAUGGUGGAGAGAGCUGAUGAUGGUAAUGACUUGGACAAUUUGAUCGAAAACUAUAACAGUGACGACGAUGACAACGCGAUAUCGCUAGAGAAGCUCAAGAAUGAAACGCUAGGGUUGGGGACAGUGAGAGACGAAGACGAGUCAAGACCCGUGUCGCGGCACGAGCCGGCGGCGACCACGGUGCCGCCGCAGGCGCCGUUCCAGCUUUCUGCGACCCCGGGACACCUUGAACAUAGAUACAUGUGCUGGAACGACAUCGGCAUAGUCCGAUGCCACACGCAGGAGAACGGCGAGUCGACCAUUGACGUAGAGUUCCACGACACCAACCUCCACCACGGGAUCAAUCUCAACAACUACCUGAAUCACACCAUGGCCAGCCUGUCUGCGAGCGUGCUGGUGUUGGCCUGUGAAACGUCUAGCAAACUAGUAUGCAUAUCGCUGGUCGGCAGCAGCAAGGAGUGGAGCGUUUCCAUGCCCGAUACCGAGGAGAUCCUGUGCGUCACGGCGGGCAGCGACGUCGUCGCGUGUGCGACUAACGCGAGGUUGCUGCGGCUGUUCACGCCAAUGGGCACGCAGAGACAGGUCUGGUAA